AUGGGUGUCAUAGAUGAUUAUGUCAUUGCUGAUCAGCUAACCGAAGAACAAAUUGCCGAAUUUAAAGAGGCAUUUUCAUUAUUUGACAAAGAUGGAGAUGGAACAAUAACAACGAAAGAAUUAGGUAAAGCUCUAUUAUUUGCCUGCACAGUUAUGAGAAGUUUAGGACAAAAUCCAACAGAAGCUGAAUUACAAGAUAUGAUUAAUGAAGUGGAUGCCGAUGGAAAUGGCACAAUUGAUUUUCCAGAAUUUUUAACUAUGAUGGCACGAAAAAUGAAAGAUACCGAUAGUGAAGAAGAAAUACGUGAGGCAUUCCGGGUGUUUGAUAAAGAUGGAAAUGGAUUUAUAUCUGCCGCCGAAUUGCGGCAUGUAAUGACAAAUUUGGGAGAAAAAUUAACUGACGAAGAGGUUGAUGAAAUGAUCAGAGAAGCAGAUAUUGAUGGAGAUGGACAAGUAAAUUAUGAAGGCAAGUACAAAAAAUUAUUCACUAAUGUUAAAAUGUUUAAUGAGUAUAAUACAUUCGGAGAAUAG
Messenger RNA from Didymodactylos carnosus, 531 nucleotides. Lineage: Eukaryota; Metazoa; Rotifera; Eurotatoria; Philodinida; Philodinidae. The record is from the annotation of a GenBank genome assembly.